Molecule: messenger RNA, 2265 nt
Organism: Anguilla anguilla (European eel)
Lineage: Eukaryota; Metazoa; Chordata; Actinopteri; Anguilliformes; Anguillidae
Product: tetratricopeptide repeat protein 39C-like
Exons: 8
Coding region: 1-732 (243 amino acids)
Biological process (GO): otolith morphogenesis; cilium assembly
Source: RefSeq, a predicted model, not a curated record
AUGGCACUAUCCAGGGGAAAGAGGAUAGUGGAACUGGUGUUGAAAAGAAAAUACCCAGGGUGGUGCAGCAUGAUCGAAAUGAACUUUGAAGAUGCGUACAAGUCCUUUGAGAGACUAAAGGACGAGUCACGGUGGUCCCAGUGCUACUAUGCCUACCUGACCGGAGUGUGCCAGGGAGCCACAGGAGAUCUGGAUAGGGCAAAGACCAUCUUCAAGGACGUCCAGAAGCUCUUCAAGAGGAAGAACAACGAGAUUGAACAGUUCUCUCUGAAGAAGGCAGAGAGACUACGGAAGACUUCUCUCACAGUGGAGCUGUGUACACUGGCUGCCAUUGAGGUUCUGUACCUGUGGAAGGCUUUGCCCAACUGCUCCAUCUCCAAACUGCAGCUCAUGAGCCAAGUAUUACAGGACGUGGAUGACCCCUCACACACAGGCCUAAAAAACCUGCUUCUCGGUGCCAUUCACAAAUGUUUAGGAAAUACAAAGGAUGCCAUACAGUCUUUUCAGCUGGCGGCGAGAGACGAGGCAGGCCGACAGAGCAAUUCCUACGUCCAGCCAUACUCCUGCUAUGAGCUGGGCUGCAUCCUACUGGAGAGUCCUGAGUCAGUGGGGAAAGGAAGAGCACUGUUACUUCAGGCUAAGGAGGAUUAUGCCGGCUAUGAUUUUGAGAACAGACUCCAUGUGCGCAUUCACUCAGCUCUGGCCUCUCUGAAGGAGGUAGUCCCACAGUGACUCUGCCGAAUAUCCCUGACCAUGUCCUCCACCCCAAAUGUGCACCACCACCCCCCCAUGUCUGCACUGUGCAACAACAUAACGACAUACAGGGAGCCUGGCUUUAUUCACCAAAGCCAUCCAAACAGCAGCAUAAAAAAACGCCCUUCACCCAUUUUUGUGCUGUUUACCAUAUAGUUGUCUUACUUGUACUAGUAUGGCAUAUUAUAUUGUUUACCAUAUCUUAAAUCCUCUUUAUGAUUGGUUUCAUUACAUAUUUCGGUAAUUACUGAAUCAGUUGCUUCUGUUUUAAGUUUAUUAAUCAGUGGCUUGGUGCAGCUGUAGAGACCAAGACACCAUACAUUCUUUUGUCCUGUUUCUUCUAACACGGUAAUCCUCCCUGUUGUUUUGUACAACUGUAGUUGUAAUGUAUUUCCAUGAAUGAAAAGAGCAGUGGCAAUGUGUUCUGAUUGGCUACCACCCACUCUCCUCCUCCCCCAAGCUGUACAUGAGAGUGGCAAAUACUGAAUAUGGUCUUAGAUGUCCUCAUCAUGGUUAUACAUUAGCUGAACUAAUGCAUGCAUGUGGUACAAACCUCAUUUGUCCUUUUUUUUGCCAAAUUUAACGUUGGCAAUGGAAGGAGUGGACAGGAAGUGGCUUAGAAAGAGUAAAAUUGAAUUUAAUGUCCAGCAACAAGAAGUAAAGGGCACAGGUCAUGCUUUUAGAGUUCCUAGUUUUUCCCAGUUUUUUGUCAUAAAGCAAAAAAGAUUUAGCAAUUGAUUAUCUGAUGCUAGUAUUUGUUGUGCUGUGGUAAAAUAUAUCCAUAGGUAAGUGCCAAAUGUAAAUCAUGAGUGAGCCGUCGCUUUUGGCUCCUGAAUAUCUUCCCCUCUUUUUUACUAUAUAACCAAAUUGUUCCCGCUAGCACUUUGAAAAACCCAGUAUGAGGGAUUAAAUAGACCACUUAGCAAUAUCAGUGUCAAUAACAGUGUAAAAAACAAACUGUUUACAUAAUAUCUCAUCACAUUUUUGCGGUUUGGAUGUCCAAUCCAUAGCCUUUUUAGUUAGGUUGUGUUACAUGAUUGUCCUUUCCCCUAAUUUUGAAGCUUCUCAUGGUCUUCUCAUGAUCUGCCAGUUAGAUAGUGAACUCAAACACCCUUAUGUCGGUGCUUUAGUAAGAAGAGCAGUGAUAGUCUUCUCAAUCUUGUUUUGGUUUUCUGUUAUUUUUGGAACCACAGUUGUGGUCUGUUUAUCUGGUGAAAAUGGUUUCCCAGCUUUACAGUAGAUCACUCUGAGAGCAGUUGUUAUUAACCCUGUAAUACACCCAAAAACCCAUCAGAUUCCUACAUCUUUGCAUCGCUUCAAACUAACUGGUUUUCAUUGUCUGCACCACAGUACAGCGUUUAACUUUUUAUACACUAAGAAACGACGUUUUUUUCUGUUUUUUUAGAACUCAGUUUACAGAAUCUGGUGCAGACACAAAGCACUGGGCAGACAUCCCAGUCUUUGUGUCACGCAUGGAAUACACCAGAGAAAAUAAAAAUGUCUGACUUCAAA